Labeo rohita (rohu) is the source of this 2701-nucleotide messenger RNA. It is a transcript of the gene tlr4bb, whose product is annotated as toll-like receptor 4b, duplicate b. The transcript is spliced from 3 exons. The record is from RefSeq and is a predicted model, not a curated record. Gene Ontology annotation, biological process: toll-like receptor signaling pathway; immune response; inflammatory response. Gene Ontology annotation, cellular component: membrane. Bases 133 to 2595 code for a protein of 820 amino acids. Gene Ontology annotation, molecular function: lipopolysaccharide binding; transmembrane signaling receptor activity; protein binding. Lineage: Eukaryota; Metazoa; Chordata; Actinopteri; Cypriniformes; Cyprinidae.
AUUUAAAUUGAACGGCUUCACACUGAUGAGAAAAGCUCAUAGUUUGACAUAGGAUCUAGAAUCUCCUGUCUCACAGUUUGUUCUUUGUCACAACAAGUUUUCCAUAGAUCUCACGCAAGAUCAUUUCUAACAAUGACCGUGUCAUUUGGGGAACGGAUGUUUUUCCUAGGCUCAAUCUUAAUUUCGAUGAGUUCUGGACAAGGACAGGAAUGUACCACGAUAAUAGAGAAUAAGGAGUACUCAUGCUCUGGGAGAAAUUUGAAUCAUAUUCCCAACAGUCUUCCCUUCACUGUGACAUCUCUGGAUUUCAGUUUUAAUUUCCUGAGCUCUUUACAUAAGUGUGUAUUUCCUGUGUUUUUCAAUUUACAAGUCUUGGAUCUCACAAGAUGCCACAUUGUGCACAUUGAAAAUGAUACUUUCUACAAUGUGAAGAAUUUGACUACAUUGAUUCUCACUGGAAACCCUAUUACAUAUUUUGGACCUGGAUGCUUGAAUUCUUUACAUAAUCUACAAAGACUAAUUCUUGUGGAUGUUGGUCUCUCAUCCUUACAGAUUCAAAUAAAUAAUCUAACCAAGCUGCAGGAGCUUAGAGUCGGGACAAAUAACAUCCAGUCCAUGUCUCUCCCUCCAUUCAUGAGCUCCUUCAAAGACUUCAGAGUACUUGAUCUACAUGCCAAUAAUAUAUCUGUCAUCAAAACCGAGGACACAGUUGUGCUGCGAAAGAUUGGCAAAAAUGUGACUUUGAUUCUCUCUAGGAAUCCAAUAUUAUACAUCGAACCAGGAGCUUUCAAAGACAUUUAUCUUAAGGAGUUCCACAUACAAUCUGCCUUUGUUUCAUUAAAUGCACAAAAGGAGGGUCUAGAAGCUCUAACUGGUCUCAAUGUGGAUAAGUUGUUCAUAGGAAAUUACAGAAUGCAGUGGAGAGUCAACGUGUCAAAUACAAGUUAUCUUGAUGGUCUUUGUUCAUUUAAUUUCAACGAAAUAUAUUUUAUUCAGAAGGAAUGGUCUGAGAAUAAACUCCACUUGUUCCGCUGCAUGAUCAAUGCAACAAAAAUCACCUUGAAAAGAUCAUAUAUUAAAAGCAUGGAGCAUAUUCAAUUUCACCGUCUUAAGGAACUGUAUUUAGGGCUCACAUCAUUAUCUGUUGUACCAUUUAUUUCACAAAUACCCAGCUUAGAAAAACUAGUGGUGAAGAAUAAUAUGCCAUUAACAUUUUAUGGUAUCAGUGAUUUACCUCUUCUUCAGUUUGUAGAUUUGAGCGGAAACUUUUUGAUUUUGAAGGACUGCUGUUCCCAAUUUUUUCGAAGGACACCAAACAUUCGUUACAUGAAUUUAAGUCAAAACUCUGAGAUAGGGAUGACCAAUAAGCCAUUUUCUGAGUUAGACUUGCUUGAAGUGUUGGACGUCCAUCGUACAAAACUAGUUCUAGUUUUUCACUUCGGAUUUUUACAUGGUCUGAAAAACUUAAAGUAUUUGGAUGUUUCUUACACGAGUGUUACUUUCACGAGACAAAUCAUUUUUCAGAAACUGAACAAUUUGACUGUGCUUAAAAUGGCGGGAAACAGCUUUCAUGGUGAUGCAUUGAGUUAUAUAUUACAAAAUCUAACAAAUUUGGAGGUUCUUGACAUCUCACACUGUGGCAUUGAAGAAAUCUCCAGGAAAUCUUUUAUCGGCACACCAAAAAUACAGCAUUUAUAUUUAAGUCAAAACAAGUUAAUGGUUUUGGAUUUUCUGGCCCAGCCAGAGCUGAAACCUCUUACAUCAGUUUAUGUCAAUAAAAACAGCAUUACUAGCAUCUCACUUCAUGUUCGCCAAAAUUUGCCCACAAACCUUUCAGAGUUUGAUUUGACCUCUAACCCCAUUGAUUGCUCCUGCUCUCAGACCGAUUUUAUUUGGUGGAUUAUCCAAAAUCAGAACAUUCUGAAGCAACCGGAAAAUAUUUUCUGUAAAACCCUUUCACCAAGCUCAGAUUUUAGAGCAACAGACUUUGACAUUGACAGCUGUGUGCACAAGAAAAGACUCAAAAUUGUUUUAUCUGUAUUUUUCAUUACAGUCGUAGUUCUUUUAUCAUUCUUGGUUUAUAGGUUCCAGUUUUAUCUUCAGUAUUGCUGUAUUUUACUGAGAGGCUACAGAUCACCAGGUCAACAAGAAUGUUCCUAUGACGCAUUUGUGAUUUUCUCCAGCUAUGAUGAAGUCUGGGUCAUGAAUGAACUGAUGGAGAAUCUGGAGAACGGUGUUCCACCUAUUCAGCUUUGCCUUCAUAUGCGGGACUUUCAAGCAGGGAAGUCCAUCGCCUCCAACAUUAUCGAUGAAGGAAUAAUGGGCAGUCGGAAAAUCAUUGUGGUCGUGUCUCAACACUUCAUUGACAGUGCCUGGUGUCGUUUUGAGUUUGAAUUAGCUCAGUCUCGCUUUAUGAUGGAGCGCAAUGCCAACAUCAUCAUAAUCAUUCUGGAAGAUGUCGAAGAGAGAAAAACUAAGAAAGUGCUUGGACUUCAUAAACAUCUGAAGAAGAACACAUACCUAAAAUGGAGCAGAGACCCUUUGAGUAACAUGAGAUUCUGGAUACGCCUCAGGAAAGCUAUUUUAGAUUGUUAAUCUAGGCAUAUAUGUAUGUGAAUGCAUGUAAUUUGAAAUCAAAUAAACUGAAGUGGACAGUUAUUUUGCACAAGGCAAGCUGUCUGUAAUGCUCCUUUUUGUUUUU